AUCAGAGAAAUUCCAUUCCUUGGUGAUUUAGGAACUGGAAUUAAAAAGUUUGCAAAAGAUAAAGAAUUAAUCAUAUGGGCUUGUAUACGCCAUGUGCUAAAUCUACUGUCUGAGGGAAGCAUGGUGGAUGGCAUGAUCGAGGAUACAAUCAGAGCCAUAAGGCAAGAGGAUUAUGAAGCGAAGGCUAUUCAAUAUACUCAAUUACUCGAAGAAUGGCAUAAUGAAGGUGCGAUUUCAUCGAAUGCCAUUCAAAAAUAUAACAAAUUUUGCAUUAAUAAAAAAGGAAAAUUCUGCUUGUGUUUUAGGGAAUGCCUUAUUGGCCCAUCCAAUCAUGCCGAAAGUUUCCAUUUGCAAUAUCAAAAAAUCUUAGAAAAAUUUUCGGCAGGAAAAUUUGAUUUCAAGCUGAUGAUUCAUCUCCUUUCAGAUUAUAUAAUGCAGAGAGAAAAGGAUGUACCGAAAAUUGUAAAUACAAAUGUUAGUCGAGAACUAAGCAACCAAAAGAAAUAUGCAAAACAGCUCUUGAAUGUUCAUCCUACAUGCGGACAAUGGUGCAUUGAUCAGGAAUUGAUUCUUAAGAGUAAGUUCGGUGUUAAAUUUCCAUGCAUUCACGAAAUUAAGAAAGACACUACUAUUUCUCAACUAACAUUGCCUCCUUGCAUAGGAUUAUUUGAAAUCGAAAGAAAUGAAGCACAAAAUCAAUUUAAAGUAUCUAACAAGUCAA
This is a messenger RNA of Trichomonas vaginalis G3, 721 nucleotides long. RefSeq lists its product as uncharacterized. The annotation marks the transcript as partial. The record is from RefSeq and is a predicted model, not a curated record. NCBI's taxonomy places the organism in Eukaryota, Parabasalia, Trichomonadida, Trichomonadidae. The transcript has a single exon.